CAACUAGCGCGAGUAGAUAUUAUUCAUUCACAACGCGAAAUUGAAGUAUUGUUUUCGACCCUGAAAAAUUCACCUUUUCCAUCAGCUCAAAGCAUAAGAGCCCUGGAUCUUAUUCAUUGCGUUAUUCCUUACCAUCGCUGUGAAAAAUCUGCAAGAGAAUCUCGCAACUCUCACCAUUUGAUUACGGAACGUGACAACAUCCACGCGAGAACCCCCAACAUGUGCGAGGAUCCGCGCAGAUACAUGUCGUCAUGGUGGCGCAAUUUUUUCUAAAAAUAGAAAAAUUGUCCCAUAUCAUAGGUGCGCGCGGAUCAUAAGACUUACGGUCUCCGUCCCCGAUUAUGGCUCCUGGUUUUAUCAAGCAUCUUACAUCCGGGCAAUAUUCUAGUGGUUUCUAUGGACAUCUUAACAAGGCUCGGAACGAAAUUAUGACUGGGAAUAAACUCAUGGCGAAUAAGAGCAAAGAACAGAGAAAGGUGAUUAAGCAGCAAACGAAGGUGACAAAGACGUCCAUGACAGAGACUAUACGACUGGAAAAGGUCAUUCAGAUGGACUCAGAGUUGUUCAAAGAGAACAAUCAGAAAAGUUCUUUUCCAUUAGACAUAGAGUUUGUCAGAAAUGUGCUUUGUGGUCCCUCUACUCUUGAUCACGAGGAAAAUCUAAGAAUGUCAUGCCAGUGUUAUGAUUGUGAGAAGCAUUGGAAGAAAUCAGGAGGCCCUCCCGGCUUCAAUCCACCAAGCAAUUACGACAUAGCCGAGGACGUGUUUUUGAUCGACGGCGAGAUUUACAUUAGGAAACCCCAAACUUCAUUGACUGCAGGCGCCAGCACGAGUGCUAGCAGUUCAUCAGAGUACCGCCCUGGAAUUGAUACUGCACACGUAUUACUCAUGAUUAAGUGUGAUUCAUAUGCCUGAUAAAUCUGGUCGAUAAUAAUAAAUAAAUAUUAUGCAGUUGUCAAGACCUCUUGCAAGGGAACUGAUUUUGAGACUUUUUUGUUCUUGCGAGUUUUAAGAAUUGCCUUGAAAUCGGAAAAAAAACUUUGUUAGGGAUACUCAAGAUUGGGAAAACUGAGAGCGUGACAAAUGCGUCAUCUUUGCGUUGCGACACUGAACAUGUAGCUCUGAUCGAGCUUUGUACCCAGUUCUCUUCCCUCUCACUCUCUUUGGCGGAGAACAUUCAUGACUUCACUAAUAGUAACUUGUUCCUAGGCCUUUUUGCUAAGUUGGCAGGUGUAACAAAUUUAAGAUCUCUGUAUUUUAUAAACAUUCAUUAUCUUAUUUUCUAUUUCAGGCAACUUCACUGCGAAUUUCAUUUACUGUCUGAUCAGCCCUCUUCCCUCUUUCUUUCUGCUUAUUUUGUUGUGUAAAUUGACACAUUUUUGCAGAAGAACCCUCAUCGUUGACAACGCUGUAAAUGUUGAAGAAAUAAAAUUUUUAAAUGUA
Orbicella faveolata is the source of this 1442-nucleotide messenger RNA. RefSeq lists its product as uncharacterized. NCBI's taxonomy places the organism in Eukaryota, Metazoa, Cnidaria, Anthozoa, Scleractinia, Merulinidae. The record is from RefSeq and is a predicted model, not a curated record.